AGUCACCAUGAGGGCACGAGUCCUGCUCUGCUGCCUGACGGCCUCGCUCCUGCUCUCAGGACAGGCAGAACUGCAAGUCUCUGCUUCGGGUGGCACAGAAGAUGUUGGCAAUUUGUUGGAGAAUCAUUUCUCUGCUGGAGACGCUCUAGAGGAGAAAGAAAGGGUGCUCUAUGCAGAUGCAGCCCCUCAAGAUGAGAAUCUGCUCCUUCACUACUCAGAUGGCAGGGGGGCUGACAGCCAGGAGAAGACCACUGCUGGGUCCCCUCCCACUGACCCUGAAGCCAGCCUUUCCAACGUCUCAGCUGCAGAGUCAGGUCCAACUGGAGACAGGGAUGCUGAGGGGCCUGGGGAGGAAGAGGAAGCAGCAAGCACCCUUCCUCCAGGAGGGGAUGAGGGGCCCAUGGAAGAAGAGGGACCUGAGAUCAGCUCUGGAGAGGACCCAGGAGAGGAGGCAAUGGGGCUUCCUGCAGAGGGAGCUGCCCUCGGUGACGCAGAAGGAUGGGCUGGGAGUGGUGAGGUCCCCAAGGAAGCCGAGGAGGUCCCAGGGGACAGCCAGCCUGAGGCAGAGGGGGCCUCUCCUGGCUUAGCAGGUGAAGAGUUCCACAGCCUGGACAUGGAAGGUGUGGGCAGCCCAGGGGCUGGUCAGGAUCCAGCAGUGCUUAAAGGAGACCCCACUGUUGUGGCUGUGGGAGAAGAGCUGUUGGACAUUGACACAGGAGCCAGGAGAGGCACUGAGGCCCAGGGCAAGCCUGGCACAGAGGCGAGGAUCAGCUCAGGGUCUGAGGGCACCAAGACCCCCGAGGCAGGAGGCAUGGAGGAGGACAUGGAUGAGGCCUCCUCUGAAGAAGAGGCUGGUGACAACAGUGGAGUCCUAUCUGCAGAAGAGUCAGAAGACAGUGGUGAUGGGGCAAGUUCAGAAGAAGCAGAGGAUGCCUCUGAAGAGGAGGAGGAGAAGGAGAAGGAGGAGCAGAAGGAGGAGGUGGCAGGGGAGCCUGAGGAAGCGGCAGGAACCACCAGUCAUGGGGACAAAGGGGCUCAAUUCAGCCCCAAGGAAUUGAGUCCAAGGCCCGAGGGCAACGAGGUCCUAGAAGCUAUGGCAGAGGACCUUAAGGAGGGACUUCUGGGGAGGGGGUUUCUCACGACUGCUCCCCAGGAAGAGACGGAGGAUGUGAAUGAGGAAGCCCUGAUGAGGGACCGCUCCCACAUUGAGAAAACCCUGAUGUUGAAUGAGGACAAGCCAGCUGAUGAUUACUCUGCGGUGCUGCAGCGACUUCGAAAGAUCUACCACUCAUCCAUCAAGCCCCUAGAGCAGUCUUACAAAUACAACGAGCUUCGGCAGCACGAGAUCACAGAUGGAGAGAUCACAUCGAAGCCCAUGGUGCUGUUCCUGGGACCGUGGAGUGUUGGUAAAUCUACCAUGAUAAACUACCUCCUCGGGUUGGAAGACACUCACUACCAGCUCUAUACUGGUGCUGAGCCUACCACCUCUGAGUUCACAGUCCUCAUGCACGGGCCCAAGCUGAAAACCAUCGAGGGGAUUGUCAUGGCUGCUGACAGUGCCCGCUCCUUCUCACCCCUUGAGAAGUUUGGCCAGAAUUUCCUGGAGAAGCUGAUUGGCAUCGAGGUUCCCCACAAACUUCUGGAGCGCGUCACUUUUGUGGAUACACCAGGCAUCAUUGAGAACCGCAAGCAGCAAGAAAGAGGCUACCCCUUCAAUGAUGUGUGCCAGUGGUUCAUUGACAGAGCUGAUCUCAUCUUCGUUGUCUUUGACCCAACCAAGCUGGAUGUGGGCCUGGAGCUAGAAACGCUCUUCCGUCAGCUGAAGGGACGUGAGUCCCAGAUAAGAAUCAUCCUGAACAAGGCGGACAGCUUGGCCAUGCAAAUGCUCAUGAGGGUUUAUGGGGCCCUCUUUUGGAGCUUGGCCCCUCUUAUCAAUGUCACAGAGCCCCCAAGGGUUUAUGUCAGCUCCUUCUGGCCACAAGAUUAUAAGCCAGACACCCACCGGGAUCUAUUCCUCAAAGAAGAGAUCUCCCUCCUCGAAGACCUGAAUCAAGUGAUUGAGAACAGGAUGGAGAACAAGAUCGCCUUCAUCCGCCAGCAUGCCAUCCGGGUCCGCAUUCAUGCCCUCUUGGUUGAUCGAUAUCUGCAGACGUACAAGGACAAAAUGACCUUCUUUAGUGAUGGAGAACUGGUCUUUAAGGACAUUGUGGAAGAUCCUGAUAAAUUCUACAUCUUCAAGACCAUCCUGGCAAAGACCAAUGUCAGCAAAUUUGACCUUCCCAACAGGGAGGCCUACAAGGACUUCUUUGGUGUUAACCCCAUUUCUGGUUUCAAACUCCUCUCUCAGCAGUGCUCCUACUUGGGAGGUUGCUUUCUGGAGAAGAUCGAGAGGGCCAUCACCCAGGAGCUUCCUGGCCUCCUGGGUAGCCUUGGGCUGGGGAAGAAUCCAGGUGCUCUCAACUGUGACAAAACAGGGUGUGGCGAGACUCCGAGGAAUCGCUACAAGAAGCACUAGGUUGUUGUGUAGCCCGUCUCAGGUUCCCACUGGUGAAUGAGCUUGUGUCCUGUCUGAGAAGUCCUGGUGUGUUAACCCUUUGAGCCACACUGACAAGAAUUAUCACACAUUGGAGAUUUGGGAAUUCAUUGAGGCCAGUGGUGGGGGAAGGCGUGUGUGUCUAGGGAGGAGAGUGAAACUGUGAAUUAUAGCAUGUGCUUGUCUUAUUGCUUCAGUGAAGAGGCUUGACUGAGGCAAGUGAGGCUUCACUUGCUUUUCCUGGGUCUUGUCCUGAGGGACAGAGAGCAGCUAAAUCCUAGUGUGUACUAGAUCAACGAGGGUCAAAUAAGCUAAAUGCAGCUGAAAUUCCUUUUUUCCUAUAAGCUGGGAAAAUAGUGAAGACCUGAGUUUUAGAGGGCCUCUCAAAUCCUUUUGGGCUUCCUUUCAUAGACACAGUCUUCUGUUUGUCCCCAACCCUCCUAAGCUUGGGUUGACUUUCAACAAUGGACAAUUCUGGGGUCUGAAUCUGCCUGGUUUCGAGCCUAUCCUCAGGACAUCUUCCCUCCUUCCUCAGAGGGCAGGACAGUAGUUCAGGAUGUCAGACAACAGAGCGAGAACAAAUUUUCCCAGAUUACAUUAAGGAUCUGCCUCCCCCAGUGCCAUUUCUCUGAUGUUAUCCUCUAAACUAGAUGGGGAACUUGGUCCUUUAAUGGGCCCCAAGAGGAAGGUGAGUGGUUAGUGUAUACAGGUAACUCACCUCUUGGUUGUGUCUUAAGUGAAGGUCCUGGAAGGGCUCGGAGGGUUAAUUGGUUUGCAGUGUGUCUUUGUCUAUUGCAUGUCUUAGAAAACUCAGAUCCCACAGGUGUUGGGUUUCAGAGAGGAUGGUGGAGACCUUGCUCCUUUUUGUUAGAGACUUCCCAGGCAGCCAUCCUCUCCCAAAUUUAAGGUGGGGCUGUUUCCACGACUUCUCUUCUUGGCAGAGGAGUUGUUCCUUCCUGGUUUCCAUUGCCACAACUUUUCCUUUCCUUUAUUCUCUAUUCCCUAAUGCAUUAACACUUAAAACUCAGAUAAAUUUCCUACCAGUCAGAACCAGCACCAGCCACUUGGGUCAGUGGUAACUUAGGCUCAACAUGCAGCUUCCCUGAUGAACUGGAUGCAGAUACCCAGGAAUGCACCAUGGGAAAGCUAGGGCCUUCGAAUACCGAUGAUUGUGAAUAUGUGUGUAUGUUGGAGGGUGAUUAGGGAGAGAACAUGUUCUCCAGGUCAUAGAGAAAGAACUUGUGAGAGUCCGGCAGGACUAGGAGCUAGCAGCACUGCCACCUCAGCAGGUGACGGAGGACUGGAGCCUGGGGAAGGAACAGCCUUUUGUCAAACGUGCAUGGUGAACAGUGCUUGUGUGUCCAGGAGAGCAGCCCAGGGCUCCUCACAGGGUCCUUUCCUCAUAGCUAGCCACUUCUCUUGGGAACAAGUUGUCUUGGGGGCCCCAACCACGCAUGAGCCAGGAUCCACCAGCACCAGGAAAUCAUCCCCAACUAGAAGGAAAGUGGAAACAGAGAUAGGGCGAGAGGCCCUCUGAGGAGGAGGCAGUGUCAGCAAAUUGGCAGUCAGGUGAGGUCCACAUGGCGAACUGCAGUUUAGGAAUUCCUGUUCCUCAGAAUUAUUAGCACUCGGGUAUGUGCUGCCAGAGAGGCUGCUGCUUUUGGCUUUGUGGAGGGCCUGGAAUCUCCCAUAAGAAAAACUGAGGCUACAAAGUAUCUGGGAUGUUAUUCCUAAGCAGCAAGUCAGCCAGAAAAGAAAAGUUAGUUUCUUAAGGGGCAUCUAAGUAGCCUGGUGAUACAGGGCUGAUGAGCUAGAAUGUGUCCUGGACUUUACUUCUCAUAAAAAAAAAAACAAAACUAAAACCCAAAAGCCCUUGCCUCAUCUCCAUAUCUUUGCCCUGUUGGGAGUGUUGUGUCCACCUACUUUUCUCCGGCCUGCUGCUUUAUGCCCUUGACCUGCUUUGGCAGAAUCUGUUUUUCUCAGCACAGUGAGGGAAAUAAAAAAUGCAGACUUGUGUGGGCAUUGCCAAUGCUGCUGAUAUCACCACAGCUUGGGGGGAAGUGGAUGGAAUGAGGCUAAUACAUUCAUACAAUAUUUAUAUUUUCAGGGGGGCCAUGUUAUCAGUGUGCUCCCCACACCUGGGAUUUUCUUCCCUCCAUCUAUUUUCCUCGUGAUGUUCCUCCUCUCAACUCUGUUCUUCUUCUUGACCUUGGAUUUAAUUUUUUUCUCUGCUACCUAUGGGCCUGCUGAUCGGUCAAUACAGACAUUAAGUGCCUGGUUUCUGUCCAGCUCUGUGGAGGUGGGUUUCACCCAGAAUAUGGACUUUUAGUGGGGAAGAGGUUGGGAGCUAGGGAAAAUAGGAUCCAGAGAUUCCCCCAGGAGGAGUAUCUGUAAAUAUUUGUGCUUGAACAGUUGUUGAACCUUUCCAGUGUUCUUUCAAUUCUGAUUUCAUCAGGGAGAAAGUCUCAAUAAAGUUCCAAUCUCUCUUUAA
This is a messenger RNA of Nycticebus coucang (slow loris), 5024 nucleotides long. It is a transcript of the gene SRL, whose product is annotated as sarcalumenin. Gene Ontology annotation, molecular function: GTP binding. The record is from RefSeq and is a predicted model, not a curated record. The transcript has 7 exons. NCBI's taxonomy places the organism in Eukaryota, Metazoa, Chordata, Mammalia, Primates, Lorisidae. The coding region runs from base 8 to 2515 and encodes 835 amino acids.